UUCCGGGCUGUUCCUCCACCAAAAAUCCAAGAAAUUUUGGAAUUCUCAUUCCCAGCCCGAUCCAGGAUGGCAGGAAAAUGCGGAACGUGCGGGCCGGGCUACGCCAGCCCUCUGGAGGCCAUGAAAGGGCCUCGGGAGGAGCUGCUGUACCUGCCCUGCAUCUACCGGAACACCGGGAUCGGCAUUCCCGAUUUUCUGGCCACCGUGGAUGUGGAUCCCAAAUCCCCGCAGUACUGCCAGGUGAUCCACCGGCUGCCCAUGCCGCACGCGGGGGACGAGCUGCACCACUCGGGCUGGAACGCCUGCAGCAGCUGCCACGGCGACUCCCGCCGCUCCCGCCGCUUCCUCGUGCUGCCCGCGCUCGCCUCGUCCCGCGUCUACGUCGUCGACGUCGCCGCCGAGCCCCGCGCGCCCCGGCUGCACAAGGUGGUGGAAGCUGAGGAAUUGGCCCAAAAAGCCGGCGCGGCGUUCCCGCACACUUCCCACUGCUUGGCCUCGGGGGAAAUCCUCAUCAGCUGCCUGGGGGAUCCCCAAGGAAAUGGAAAAGGCACUUUCGUCCUCCUGGACGGAGAAACCUUCGAGGUGAAAGGAAAUUGGGAAAAAGGAGGAAAAAUCCCCAAAUUUGGUUACGAUUUUUGGUACCAACCCCGGCACAACGUCCUGCUGAGCACCGAGUGGGGCGUCCCCAAAAUCCUGGAUCAGGGAUUCAACCCUCAGGAUGUGGAAAAAGGGUGGGGAAAAAACUGGGAGGAGAGGAUGGGAAUGGCCAAGGGGAGGGAGUAG
Cinclus cinclus is the source of this 783-nucleotide messenger RNA. Its product is annotated as methanethiol oxidase-like. NCBI's taxonomy places the organism in Eukaryota, Metazoa, Chordata, Aves, Passeriformes, Cinclidae. Bases 67 to 783 code for a protein of 238 amino acids. The record is from RefSeq and is a predicted model, not a curated record. The transcript has 7 exons. Gene Ontology annotation, molecular function: selenium binding.